This is a messenger RNA of Lathyrus oleraceus (garden pea), 1188 nucleotides long. RefSeq lists its product as uncharacterized. Bases 1 to 1188 code for a protein of 395 amino acids. Lineage: Eukaryota; Viridiplantae; Streptophyta; Magnoliopsida; Fabales; Fabaceae. The record is from RefSeq and is a predicted model, not a curated record. The transcript has 2 exons.
AUGUACCCCUCUCCUGAGGUUGAACAUCAUAGUGAGAAGGAUGACGAUUCCUCUAGAUCUGAGAAGGACAUGGCUGCUGAAGGUUUGGGUUCUCUAGGGAAAACUGUGUCUGGUAAAGGAAAAUUUGUGGAAUCUAUAACUGCCAAUGCUUCCCAUUCUGAGAAGCAUGAUGUUGCAAACAAUGUGAUUGACCUAGAGGAUGAUAGAAAGGUGGUUGUGGAAAGGGAGUUAGGAAAGGAUGUUGUUGAAGUCAAAGAGGUCAUGGACCUAAUAAACACUGUUGGGUUGAUGAAGACUGUGGCUGGGUUAUCUCCAUGCUAUGAGGGUUUGGUUAAGGAAUUCAUUGUCAACAUUCCUGAGGAUAUUGUUGAUAAGAACAUCAAGGAAUUUUGCAAAGUAUUUAUGAGAGGUAAGUGUAUCACUUUCUCUCCCACUGUUAUUAACAAUUUUCUGGGAAGAAGAGUUAAGGGUGCAGGUGAAUUGGAAGCUACAGACAAUGAGGUCUGUAGAGAAAUUACAGCAAGGAAGGUGAAAGGGUGGCCUAUUAAAAAGCAUUUUCCUGUUGGGAAAUCGGCUAUCAAGUAUGCUAUAUUGCAUAAAAUAGGAUCUGCAAAUUGGGUGCCUACCAACCACAUUUCCACAAUUUCUAAUACCCUUAGAAGAUUUAUCUUUGUUGUUGGAACCAAACUAAAGUUUGACUAUGGUAGAUUUAUGUUUGAACAAAUUGUCAAGCAUGCAUCUACUAAUGCAGUGAAACUGCCUAUAGCCUUUCCCUCUAUGAUUUGUGGGAUUAUCCUGAGUCAACACCCUAGGAUUCUGAGUUUUAAUGACUUACCAAGUAGAAGAAAACAUGUUAUUUCAGUGCACUAUAAACUGUUUGAAGGUAGUCAUGUCGAAGACUUUGUCAUGACAUCUGCUAUGAGAAAGCUAACCUCAAAAGUUGGAACUAUUGUUGAGCUGAAGGAGACUUGUAAAGAGCUGGGUGAAGGGAUAAGGGUAGCAACAACUAGAAAAGAAUCGUUGGAAGCUCUGAUUGCAAGCUUGGAGCGAGCUGAAGGUGAGAAUAUUGAACAUGCUAAGGAAGAUGAAGCCCAUACCUCUAGUGAGAGGUUUGCAACUAAUGAUGAGACAAGUGGAAAUUCUAUUUCUGAUGCUGAUGAAGUUGCAAGCUCAAGCUCCUCUGAUUAG